Messenger RNA from Lachancea lanzarotensis, 822 nucleotides. It is a transcript of the gene VPS75, whose product is annotated as LALA0S11e02828g1_1. Bases 1 to 822 code for a protein of 273 amino acids. The record is from RefSeq and is a predicted model, not a curated record. Gene Ontology annotation, molecular function: chromatin binding; histone binding. Gene Ontology annotation, biological process: nucleosome assembly. Lineage: Eukaryota; Fungi; Ascomycota; Saccharomycetes; Saccharomycetales; Saccharomycetaceae. The transcript is spliced from 2 exons. Gene Ontology annotation, cellular component: chromatin; nucleus.
AUGGUUGAGGAUAGGUUAACGAGAUCUUUGGACGCCCUCGGUGGGGUGGAGGAUGACAUUGAGAAAGUAGAAAAAGAAGUUGAACUUAUAAGGUUAAGCAAGCUUUCUCCCAUUUAUGAACGUCGUUCAAGGGCAAUUUCUGGGGUUGAUGGGUUUUGGAAGGUUGUUCUCUCUCAACAUUCAGAUUUUGCCAACUACGUGCGUGCAGCAGACUUGAAGUAUGUUGAUUGCAUCAAAUCGAUUGACAUUAAAUGGCUGUGUCUGGAGAAUAAGAAUAAGGAUUACCGCGAUGUAGCUAUUUCUUUUGAGUUUGAAGGCAUUGAUGGAGAUUUUGAAGCUCAAGUGGUUACUAAAUACUUCACAAUUGAACAUGACACGUCCAUGUUCAAAUACAGAGGUAAACGCACUGAGGAAGACGAUUUGAGGGAUCAGGAGCUGGGUUUUCUUACGAGUAAACCCUGCGCGAUUAAGUGGCCAAAGAGUUACGACGGUAUAAAUCCAUCGCUAGUCAGUGAUAAAACUUCGGCAAAGGGUAAAAAGGACUAUCGCACUGGCAUGAAAUCAUUUUUCUCCUGGUUCAUGUGGACAGGGUUAAAGAUUGGAAAAGAGUUUUCUAACGGUGAUGGAUUUGCAAACCUUUUGACUGACGACAUAUUCCCAAAUAGUACCAAGUAUUAUACUGAGGCGCAGGUUGACUUGGAAGACGAAAAUAUUGACGAUGAGGAUAUCAGUGAUGGUCCCAUUGAAAUGGACUCAGAAGAGAGCGGUUCGAACGGAAGCUCCGAUGAAACUGGGACUAGCUCCAAGAAACGGAAACUGUAG